AUGGGGGACGAAAAGCCCAUGGAAGGAGUCAAGACUGAGAGCAAUGAUUAUAGUAAUUUGAAGAUGGUAGGGCAGAAUGCUUCUGUGGGGCAGUUUAGUAUUAAGACGCAUAUAUCACUUAUUAAGAUAACGGAAGCUUAUUGUGAACAACAAGAUUUGUCAAUGAGGCAGAUCAGAUUCCAAUCUGAUGGACAGCCAAUCAAUGAAACAGAUACACCUGCACAACUGGACAUGGAGGAUGAAGAUACAAUAAUGCGUUCCAGAAUCUGA
This is a messenger RNA of Felis catus (domestic cat), 270 nucleotides long. Its product is annotated as small ubiquitin-related modifier 2-like. The coding region runs from base 1 to 270 and encodes 89 amino acids. The record is from RefSeq and is a predicted model, not a curated record. Gene Ontology annotation, cellular component: nucleus. Gene Ontology annotation, biological process: protein sumoylation. Lineage: Eukaryota; Metazoa; Chordata; Mammalia; Carnivora; Felidae. The transcript has a single exon. Gene Ontology annotation, molecular function: ubiquitin-like protein ligase binding; protein tag activity.